This is a messenger RNA of Ipomoea nil (Japanese morning glory), 678 nucleotides long. RefSeq lists its product as uncharacterized. The coding region runs from base 30 to 428 and encodes 132 amino acids. The record is from RefSeq and is a predicted model, not a curated record. Lineage: Eukaryota; Viridiplantae; Streptophyta; Magnoliopsida; Solanales; Convolvulaceae. The transcript is spliced from 3 exons.
GUCAUAUUAGCAGAGUUGAAGGGGUCUAUAUGAAAUUCCCCAAAGUAAAAGCCUACCUCGCUUGCCUGAGGAAACAACCCGCUUCGCCGAUAGAAAUUAGAAUAGCCGCAAUCGCAAACUGGUCAAAGACAGUCGUUCCGAAUUUUCUCCAAAGAUCUCUGCACUUCAUUCGUUAUUGGAGUUCAGCAAUGUCAGGUCCUAAAAUAAUUUCUGCUCUUGCGGGAUCAUUUGUUGUUGCUUAUGUUUUCGACCACAUUAUUUCUGACAAGAAGAUUUUUGGAGGUACAAUUCCACACACUGUUUCAGAAAAGGCCUGGUGGGAAGAGACUGACAAGAAGUUCCAGGCAUGGCCUCGGACUGCUGGCCCUCCAGUUGUUAUGAAUCCAAUCAGCCGCCAAAAUUUCAUUGUUAAGUCGGCUGACAAUUGACAAAGUUCAUGCAGCCAUACGUUACCAUUGUCACUUCAUAAGAACAAACAAUUCUUUUUAAGCUUCAAACCAUGAAAUGUUUUGGAUCCGGAUGGUAUCCUUUGUUUCGCUUUUAUCUUGUAUGAUGAUGAAGAAGACAGUUUUGGGGUAGAUGAUAAUAAAUGCUUGUUGGUUUGUGUUUAUGCAAUGAGCUUUAAACAUUCAGACAAUGCAUCUUACUAUUACAUUUUGUAUACAUGUGUUUUGCAUC